AGGGGGAUGUCAAGCAGAACAGAAGGGGGUGGAAGAAGAAGAAAGAAAAAAAGGCCAUGGCUGCUUCAUCAACUAUCGGAUCGUCUUCUCUUAUCCCUUCCAGAAUUCUGCCACUUACUAAUACUUCUCUGCACCAGAAGCUCUUGUUCCUCCCAAAUUUGAAUCAUAACCUGAAGGCUCCCAUCAAGAAAACUCGAAAUUCCUUCAGCGUCCAAGCAGUGAAGCCCCCGCCCGGUGUGGAAAUCCCCAGAGUACAGCCACAGUUUAACGCUCCGUUUCUGGGGUUCACAAAGACAGCAGAAAUAUGGAACUCCAGAGCUUGCAUGAUUGGAAUAAUUGGAACUUUCAUUGUAGAAUUCAUACUCAACAAAGGAAUACUUCAGGUGAUCGGAGUUGAUGUUGGAAAAGGACUAGAUCUUCCUCUCUGAGAGCAUUCAUUUUUCGCUCUCAAUAAACUAAUUUUCGAAUUUCUCACUAAGAAAAAUCUAGUUUAUAAUGCUGUAAGUUGUAUACUUUCUCCUGUCUAUUAUUACCUGAGAUUUGUUGUUACUUACUGUUAUUUGGAGGGGAAAAGUUAUAAUUUUCAUUCUUCUACUGCCUCCCAAUUUUCAGUCUGGAUCGUAUAAUUUAAGGAUUUGUGAUCGAUUUUCAGUUUUAAAUCAUUUUUA
Neltuma alba is the source of this 668-nucleotide messenger RNA. RefSeq names its product light-harvesting complex-like protein OHP1, chloroplastic. Bases 57 to 428 code for a protein of 123 amino acids. NCBI's taxonomy places the organism in Eukaryota, Viridiplantae, Streptophyta, Magnoliopsida, Fabales, Fabaceae. The record is from RefSeq and is a predicted model, not a curated record. The transcript has 3 exons.